GCGCUGUGCGGAAUUGGCUGGUUGGCUUCUCCAGCCUUUCGCGGUGCUCGCCCGCAGCCGCCGAGACACCUGCUCGCUCCACCCGUCUGAGUGCUGGGAUUCCCGCCGCGCUCGCGGCUUCGCGGGGCGGGAGAAGGGCUGGCCGUGCAGUUUCUAGCCUCAACGGGGCCCCGCGUGGCGCCGUUGAGCUGUCGCCGGGUGACAUGAGCGCGGCCGCGGCGACCGGGGCUCCCCUGCCCCGGCUCUGCUGCCUGGAGAAGGGUCCGAACGGUUAUGGCUUCCACCUGCACGGGGAGAAGGGCAAGGCGGGCCAGUUCAUCCGUCUGGUGGAGCCUGGCUCGCCGGCCGAGAAGUCGGGGCUGCUGGCCGGGGACCGACUGGUGGAGGUGAACGGCGAGAACGUGGAGAAGGAGACCCACCAACAGGUGGUGAACCGCAUCCGCGCCUCGCUCAAUGCCGUGCGCCUACUGGUGGUCGACCCCGACGUGGACGAGCAGCUGCAGAAGCUGGGUGUCACGGUGCGCGAGGAGCUGCUGCGCGCCCAGGUGGGGUCCGGGCCAGCCGAGCUGCAGGCCGCCACCGAGGCGCAGGGGGAUGGCGGCGAGAGCGAGCCGCGCGAGGCCGAGAAGAGCCAAGCGGAGCGGCGUGAGCUGCGGCCACGGCUCUGUGCCAUGAAGAAGGGCCCCAAUGGCUACGGCUUCAACCUGCACAGUGACAAGUCUAAGCCUGGCCAGUUCAUCCGGGCGGUGGACCCAGAUUCACCAGCUGAGGCCUCAGGGCUCCGGGCCCAGGACCGCAUCGUGGAGGUGAACGGGGUCUGCAUGGAGGGCAAGCAACAUGGGGAUGUGGUGUCUGCCAUCAAGGCUGGCGGGGACGAGACCAAGCUGCUGGUGGUGGACAGGGAAACCGACGAGUUCUUCAAGAAGUGCAAAGUGAUCCCAUCUCAGGAGCACCUGGAUGGUCCCUUGCCUGAGCCCUUUAUCAAUGGGGAGAUACAGAAGGAGAACAGUCAGGAAGCCCCGGCUGAGGAGGCAGCCCCAGAGAGCCCCUGGCCAGCCCUGGGGAGAACCACCUCCAGUGACACCAGUGAGGAGUUGAAUUCCCAGGACAGCCCCAAGAAACAGGACUCCGCAGUGCCCUCCUCUGCCUCCUCCUCCUCUGACCCCAUCCUGGACUUCAACAUCUCUCUGGCCGUGGCCAAGGAGAGGGCACAUCAGAAACGCAGCAGCAAGCAGGCCCCGCAGAUGGACUGGAACAAGAAAAACGAACUCUUCAGUAACUUCUGAGCACCCUCUGCCAGCCACCCGGGAUGGGGGAAGGGCUGAGCCAGACCCACCCCCCAGACUGUCUCCCCUUCCUCCUCCCCAUUCACCCCUGAAUCGACGUUUGAAUCAGCACCAGCAUCUCCUUUCUUGGUGAACCUGAUUUUUCUAGAGAACUACAUUCUUCCCUUAUGUUAGGAGAGGCAAAUGGUUUUCUGUCCUGCCCCAAUCAGAAACAGACUCUGCCCCCCACUCCGACUGCUUCAUCCCACCUGGUGACCCCGUGACACCCUGCCUGGGGCCACCACUGCGACCUGCACCAAGCAAGGACUGUGGGACCAGGGGAAAGGAGGUUCUCCCUCACAGCCCCAUUGGUGACAGGGUCUGGGGCUGAUUAAGGAACUCUGAUCACAGCACCCACUGCUCCAGGGGAAGGGGCAUCUGAUAGCCUGAGAGCCAUGAUUUGGGCACCUUAUUUUUAUUCACUUGAUUAUUGUUAUUUUUUAAGAGUGCAGUACCAGAGUCGAGGGAUUUUUGCUUCCUUGAUUAACAUGCUUUUUCCUGGUUGUUGUAAUCCAGGGCAUAUAGCAGUGGCCUCAGCCUUCAACUCAUGUGUUUCUACUCCCACCCCCGGAGACCCAGGCAGCAAGGGGAGGGCUUGGCUACCCCUGCCCAGCCCAGAGCCAGGCACCAUUGUAAGGAAACUCCAGUAGAAAUUCAAAUGGUUCCUCCAAAGCAC
Molecule: messenger RNA, 2001 nt
Organism: Trichechus manatus latirostris (Florida manatee)
Lineage: Eukaryota; Metazoa; Chordata; Mammalia; Sirenia; Trichechidae
Gene: NHERF1
Product: NHERF family PDZ scaffold protein 1
Exons: 6
Coding region: 204-1286 (360 amino acids)
Biological process (GO): protein localization to plasma membrane
Cellular component (GO): apical plasma membrane
Molecular function (GO): signaling receptor binding; protein-membrane adaptor activity
Source: RefSeq, a predicted model, not a curated record